AUGGCUCAUGGUAUUGCACUGAUCACAAUCAACGGUAUCGUCUGCGUUUUGGGAUCACUUGGAAACUUACUCGUUUGUUUGGCCAUUGCUACAAAUUCCCGCCUACGCCGAGCCUCUUACUACCUUUUAUUCAGCUUGGCGAUCGCUGAUCUAAUCGUCACUUUGAUAUGCGAGCCUCUCCUUUUGGGGGUCAUCAGCUCGAUGGCAUUCUUCAACGAGUGCGCAGCUAGCCUGCACGUUGCGUACUUCAUUUCAUUCCAUCUCUCAUGUACCACCUCUGUCUUGCAUAUGGUCGCAAUCAGUCUUGAUCGUUUCGUUGCCGUUGUGUUUCCACUGCAACACAGAAAAUUCAUCGAGGGAUGUGCACUUAAAGUUAUGCUCACACUAUCAUGGUCUAUUCCGAUUCUUGCUCCCGCUUUGAGGUACAUCGUUCCGCGUGCUCUUUUUCCCGGCUCAUUCAUUAAAUUUCUGAGAAUGACAACUUUUGCCGUCAGCUAUUUCUUUAUUUUCUUUUUCUACAUUCUGAUCGUGGCAUUUUUGCUCCACCACAGGAAGGCAAGAAAGCAGCUAGGGACUCGAACAGUUUCUGUGAAAUUUACUUCCCGAAUGGAGGUGCGUGUUGCUUACACACUGGCAGUCGCAAUGGGCGCGUUCACUGCUUGCUGGAUUCCUCUGAUCAUUGCAAUGGGUUUUUUCACUGGAAAACCUUUUGUAAAACAGAACAUUCAUCUACUCAUGUGGCUCCGAACUCUGGCUCUGUCAAACUCAGCCAUGAACUUUCUGAUUUACUCUGCUAAAAUCCGGGAAUUCAAGGAGGCAUUCGUUAGCAUCAUACGAAAGAUGCUCCGCUUGUAGAGUGCUCGGCAGUUGCUAAAGUUUUAAGAACUGAAAAACUUCUCUAAAGUUGAAAUCGAAAUUAUUCAUUCUAAAGCAUUGUUUGGGAGAAAACGGUCGUUUUGUGCCCGUGGUAUAGGUUGAAGGCAUAUAUGCUUAAGACUUGCGUGGCGGUGGACGAAAAAAUGACCGUCUUGUUAUUCUUAGCAUAUAUUCAUAUGGCACACCAAAGGAAAAUUUUAUCCCUACACGAACUAUUGAACUUAAAGUCAGUUAUAAUUUGCAGAUUGUGCAUGAGGUACAUAAUGAUCGAGUGAAGGCCUUGCCUCCUACGUAACCAUAUGACUAAGGGUGCGUUUCUUUCCUAAAAUCCAAGAUGAAAUAAAAAUAAUCCGGAACAUUAGAAUUUUUUAUUAAGAAAAAUUAAAAGAAACAUCAUGUAUCCAAAAAGGAAUUAUUUUUCAUUUAUUUCCAUACACUACCCACAAUCGAAGGUAUCCCCGAGAAAGAAUAAUACGGCUGCUAACAAUGUUUCAAGUUUGCUGAUCUUUCAUUGUAUUCCGGAAGAUUAGCUAUAGGAUACUGCUUUAGACGGGCCAAAACGGGUCUUGCGAAAAGACUAGCUACUGGAAAAGUAAAGUCUUGCAAGACGCGCCGGCGAAGUUGCUUAGCAGUUUUGUCCUUGUAAACUAGAACAGUCAGUGCAGGUCCUGUUUGCAUUGCGAUUUUACCAUGCCGGUAAAACGGAUAAAAUCGAUCGUUUAAUCCAUGCUUCGGGUUCAAAAUGUCCAUAAAGAUGAUCAGUGUGAAACAGUUGAUGUUUGUAUUAAAAUUGUUUCAAGUUACUGCUGGCAGUAUUCAGUGUUUUGGGAUCGGUAAAGAAACGCUUCGGAUCAUGUAUCCAAAGUAUCCGGUUUUGGAUAUAAUCCAAAGAACUCACCUUCGUUGUGGAUCAUUUGGAUCAAUAAUCCGUUUUUGGAUUUUAGUGAAGAAACGAAAUAUCCGUUUUCGAAUUAAAAUCAGGAUUUGGAUUUUUGUGAAGAAACCUACUCUAACUGAAACGACUUCAUGGGAGUUGGAGCUGUAUCAUAAUUAUAUAGUUGAAAGCGGGAACUNGUUUUUGGAUUUUAGUGAAGAAACGAAAUAUCCGUUUUCGAAUUAAAAUCAGGAUUUGGAUUUUUGUGAAGAAACCUACUCUAACUGAAACGACUUCAUGGGAGUUGGAGCUGUAUCAUAAUUAUAUAGUUGAAAGCGGGAACUGUGACUGUAAAGGUUUCCGUUCAAAGCUUCUCCGGACUGACUAUGUACUCUAUACUAUAAAUCAGAAACCACACAGCCAUGUAUGGUUUGAAAUGACAUCAAAUUUCAAUGAUUAUUGUAAACUUGGUCCUAUGUGAAGAGGAAAACACAGUAUCACUCGCAAGUGCAAUGAUGCAACUCAAGUGACUUUAGAUUGAACUGAAAAGAUUUUAGUUAAAGCGCUAUAAAUAACUAAAACAGUACGUGAUCUUAGCAUACGAGUUAACCCAUAGAAGAUGUAGCUGUAUAUAUCAAUUAGGUUCAAAAGUUAAAAGACCUGGUUAAUUUAUGCAGUUUGUGCAAGUUUUAGCUCUUUGCAAUCAGUAACAAAGAAAAUAACAGCAACUAAAAACUGCUGAAUUACUGGGUGGCGAAUCGUUAAUGAGCUCACACAUUCUUUGUAAAUUUUUUCAAAGAAAAUUUCUACGAAAGUAUUCGGUGUAUCGGGCUCAAAUUUUCAGCGAUAACUGAAAUUGUUAUGCUCUUUCAACAUUCAAAAUUUCAUUUUGUUGGCUUCAUCAGAUAAUGAUAAGCCUAUGCUAAUGAGGCAAAAAAUGUAAACAAGGAUUCGCCUAUACCGGAAAGCUCUUGCGCUACUGGUUAACUUUCGCGCCGGCACGAAAAUCAUACCAAAUAAGCCUUCUGUUCAUACACGAGACAGGUGCCAGUUUGGUUCUGUGCCAUAUUAUGGUGUAGUGUGAACUGAUGUUCAGACCUUAACGGAAGUGAAUAACUUUGAAAGACAAGUGGAACCCACUUAGACGGAAGUAAAUAUUCGGGAGUGUCAGGAUUGCGGUUAAGGGAACUAAACCCUCUUGGCCAACCGUCCCAGCACGAUGUUCGAUGUUUACUGUGCGUGUGAACUACUUGCUUUAGUUCUGUGCCGUUGCUAUUGAUACUAUACCGGAAUGCUAUCAGGUUCAGUGUGAAAAUAGCCUAAAUAUGUUCGUCUUAUAAUUGCAAACUUGCCGUGUAAUGAUGUAACUCUUACGAGUGAUUUUAUUUUGACCUGAGCAGUGAUAUUAGCGAGAAUGUCAUGUAUUGAUUCUAUUUAGCUUUAACUUUUUAAAAAUUACAAAAACAAUACAUGAUCUUCAUAAAUACGAUGGGAUAUGAAAAUGCUGACCCAGUUAAACCGAUAAACAGCCUGUUGGUGUUUUCGACGCUUGAUUUACGUCGGAUUUACCAUGGUCUGAAUUCUCACGUAAACUGUAUUGUAAGAGCAUGCACUACAGGUUUGCAUUUAUCGCUGAAAGAUAUAUUACCAGCAGGUUCAAUAUUUACAGUUUUGGCUGUCAAUCUGACUUAUCUGAUUGUUAUCGCAAUAUAAGAGUUUCAGAAUAUCUAUAUCUGGUUUCAAAGUGGCUCACGUCUGUAGACUAAAUUAGGUUCUUUUGCGUCACAAUAAGUCUGACAACGUCUGAGAUUGGCGGGCUAAACAAAUUAUUUAUUUCUUACUUCAAACUUCAUCUAUUCACAUGUUCUGGUGCUUUGGAAAAAAGGGGGGAACUUAAUUCUGAUUUUACGCCGUAAAGUACAUCAGUUCAGACGACAGCAUGAAUGAAUCAUCGAAGAACGCAGACACUUGUUCUCUUCCCAUGGCUCAUGGUAUUUCACUGAUCACAAUCAACGCUAUCGUCUGCGUUUUGGGAUCACUUGGAAACUUGCUUGUUUGUUUGGCCAUUGCUACAAACCCUCGCCUACGCCGAGCCUCCAACUACCUUCUAUUCAGCUUAGCAAUCGCUGAUCUAAUCGUCACCUUGAUAUGCGAGCCACUAGCUCUGGAAAUCAUCAGCCACAUGACAUUCUUUCAUGAGUGUACAAGUAGCCUGAAACAACUUGCGUACGGCAUUUUAGGCAGUCUUUCAUGCACUAUUUCAGUAUUGCAUUUGGUUGCAAUAAGUAUUGAUCGAUUCGUUGCCGUUGUGUUUCCACUCCGUCACAAACUUUUCCUGAAGAAAUGCGGAAUUAAGAUUAUGCUUAUAACUUCAUGGUCAAUCCCCCUUCUUUUGCCCGUUUUAUUCUAUAGUGUCUCGUUAACUUCCUCUUCCGGCUUAUUCAUCGCAUUUGGAAUCUUUGCCUUUAGCUGUUUAAGUAUUUUCUUUUUCCACUUCCUGAUUGUAGCAUUUCUACUCCACCGCAGGAAGAUAAGAAAGCAGUUAGGAGCUCGAACAGUUUCCGUGAAACUGGCUUCCCGCAUGGAGGUCCGUGUUACUUGUACACUGGCUAUCGCAACUGGCGUUUUCGUCAUUUGUUGGACUCCCCUGAUAACUGCGUUUGCACCAAGUAAACCAUUGAUAACGUGGAAUGGUCCUCUACACAUGUGGCUCCAAACCUUGGCUUUGUCAAACUCAGCCAUGAACUUUAUGAUUUACUCUGCUAGAAUGCGAGACUUUAAAGAUGCAUACAUUGUUAUCGCAAGAACAAUCCUGAGUUUGUAGAGUGCUUAACUUUUACUACAGUUCAAGAAGUCAGAAAAGUAAAAAAAAAAGACAUUUUUUUCCCUUAUAGUAGAGGCCGGGUAAGUCCCGUUCAGAUAAGCAUGGCAUGGCCUGUUAAGCGAGGAAAGGCAAAAACAUAUAGUAUGCGCUGACUGCAUAGAAUAUUCUAUCAGUGUUAGCAAUCAACAACUUCAUAUUGGUCCUUUCGAGCUCAGCAUAAACUUUUCUUAUGUCAGAGUGGGCGGGAAAAACAGAUAUAUUUUUAACCAACUUCAAGCUUAGAGUUAUUUUUGUUCUAACAGUACUAAAAGUUGACGAAAAAUGAACAAUAGUGGAUUGCAGGGCGUGCAUGUUUAUUGUUAUAAUGACAGAGAGUGGUAGUAGUAUCUUCAUUGGUCAAUCUAUUCUUGUGUUAUUCAUGUAAUCACGUGAGUUUCCCCCCUAAACCUGCUAGCUGCAUUCUAUAGAAUUUUUCAUUUGUUUGUGACAAAUGCCUAAAUCAUGAAAAAGUAAAACAUGAAGAGCAGAAAAAUAGACUCACUCCUUUGGACUGGUCAAUUUAUAGCCCGUUUCUCCUCGCUCUUCGCCUCUGAGGACGUUUCACCAGGAAUAACUCCAGGAAUAAUUCCAUACUGAUGACGUAAAAUCUUUCCGUAAUCCAGUAAGAAGCGCUGAUUGGCCGACGGAGUAGUGACAUUGUUUUAGCUAUUGUUUACGAAAAACAGACAAAAGACAAAAAGCCACGAAGGUCAAUGGAAACGCGAUGAAUCUCUAACAAAACAAUCAAAUUUGGUGGAAUAUAUUCUUCUCCAGAACAAGCAUUUGAGUUUUGCUGGAGCUCGUUCGCAGAUGAACACAUCACUUUAGUAAAAUCGACCAGGAAAAACUUAAAAUUGGACAAAUUUGGAUGUGGAACCCCAUGACUACCGGAUACAUUAUGUAAAUCGCUGAGUGGCAGACGUUCCUCCGCGCAAAACAUCCCCGGCAGCGAAGAGCAAGGAGAGACGGCUGUUUUCGCAGGCUAGUCAAUUUAUAGAUAUCUCUCUUCUUUUGAAGACAUGUUUAACACUUAAAAUGAAACUAAACAGCCUUGCAUGUUUUAAAAUAAACAUCAAAUUGCAAUGAUCUUUUUACUGAAAGUUUUUCUUUUAAAUAUGUUACAAACUUGUUCCUUCGUAAAAUAGAUGUCACUCGCAGAUAUAAUGAUGCAAAUAAAGUGAUAUGAUUCUUAUUACCCUUAGCAGAUAUUAGUUUAGAAGGUACACUGAAUCGAUUAAGGCUAAACUUCACAAACACAAUACAUGUUUUUUGAACAGAAAAUGGGGUCUUCAACAACAACAGUUAUUGCUGCCGGUUAUUUAAGUUGCCUGUUAUUUCACGAAUUAUAAAUCUUUCGCUAUCAUGCGGCCAUUUCUCUGAGGAAUGGAAAGAGGCUCUGGUUACUCCGAUCCUUAAGAAACCUGGCUUAGACCCGACGCAGUUGAAUAACCUUCGCCCUGUCAGUAACUUGGACUUUACAUCAAAAUUGACAGAGCGCGCUGUUUUCGACCAAAUUCACAGUCAUAUGAGUCGCUUCGCCCUUUAUCCAACCUCGCAAUCCGCUUACCGAAGGGGUCACAGCACAGAAACACAUGCCUAUGCUGAUGACACUCAGCUUUACAUGUCGUUUAGUCCUGACACGGCUACUAAUCAGACUGAUGCGGUCAUUGCCAUGGACGCUGUAUAUAGGACAUUCGUACGUGGAUGCUUAUGGAUAAGCUCAAACUUAAUGAUGACAAAACUGAGUUCAUGUUGAUUGGUACAAAACAACAACUUUCCAAAGUAAAUAUUGAUUGCCUUAGGAAGCAUUGACGUUGCUGGUUCGAUUCUAACUUGAAUCUCCACGAACAGAUCCACAAAACUUGUAAAUCUGGGUUUUUCCAUUUAUACAAUAUUCGGCGUAUCCGAAAAUAUCUGUCCCAGGAGUCUGCACGAACUUUGGUCCAUGCUUUUAUCAUUGGUCGUAUAGAUUACUGCAACAGCCUUCUAUUUGGUUUACCCUAUGUUCAUCUACUUAAACUACAACGCUUGCAGAAUGCAGCUGCUCGGCAUAAAUCUAAUGUCCCUCGCUACAGUCACAUAACACCAGUACCAUGUUCGUUACAUUGGCUUCCUGUCAAAUUUCGUAUUGAUUUUAAAAUACUUCUUUUUACUUUUAAAGCUAUCUACGGUCAUGCGCCUGGUUACUUGAUCGCUUUGAUUGCUAUAAUCUCCGCUCAGCUAGUGGUCUUAUCUUAAAGUAUCCUAGUUUAAAACUGAAAAAGACUUUAGGGGAUCGUGCUUUUUCAUCUGCUGCCCCUAAUUUAUGCAACAAUCUGCCCCUUCACAUCCGUCUUGAGGACAAUUUUGAACGUUUUAAAUCUUUACUUAAAACGCAUCUUUUUAGACUAACUUUUGAUGCGUAAUUUUUUUUAACCUACUAUGUAAUAUAUUUAGUGUUUUUUUAUCUUUUUUUAACUUUUAGCGUUGUUUAUUCUUAGCCUUAAUUAUUUUGCUCAUUUUAGCUUUUAUUUUCUUUUAACACUUACGUGUUGUCACGCGCUUUUGAUCAUAUUUGCCUGGAAAAGGCGCGUUAUAAAUUUUUAAUUAUUAUUAUUAUUAACAACAACAACAUAGCAAAGUAAUUGAAAUGAUAAUGAUGCCUGACCUUCUGCAAGGUACUUCGGCCACCUGAGCUCAAUAUUACUGACAGGUGUAAUGACGCAACGCAAGUGAUUUGAUCUUGACCUGAGCAGAUUUGUAAGUCAAUAAGGCUGGGCUUCAAAUUACUAAAGCAAUACAAUAUCUUGAUAAUAAUCAUGGAGAUUUUAACAACAACAGCUACAAAAUUUGCAAUGAUGAUGAUGAUGUCAAAUAAAUAAGUAAAGUGGAGAUUUAGAAGUAGCGCUUCUUUUUACUGGUUCUUCAUCUACCAGAUUCCUGGUCGAAUUGGUAUUUGAAAACGUUUUUUUUUUUGAGGAGAGGGGAAAAUCGAAGUACCCGGAGAAAAACCUCUCCUAGCAAAGGCGAGAACUUACAACAAACUCAACCCACAUAUGGCGUCGACGCCGGAAUUUGAACCCGAGCCACACUGGUGUGAGGCCGCGAUUGCUCUCAGCACUGCGCCACCCUUGCUACCCUAAUGGUGAAGAUACCUGGUUUAGCUGGCUUAGCUCAAACGCAACAUACUAAGUUUUUCGACAUUCAAUUGAUCCUGUCUUCAGGUUAAGACUAUGGUCCAAGUGGCAAAGAUUAAAAACUUUUGCAGUAUUUUAUUAUUGCAAUAAAGCUUGUUAGAAGGCUAAUAUUUGCAGCUACGGCUGUCAAUCUGACUUAUCUAAUUAUUGUUAUCGCAGCUAGUAUAAUACCUUCAGAAUGUCUAUUCCUGGCUCACGUCAGUAGACUAUUUAUAGGUUCCUCCCAGUCAAAAUAAGUCCAAUAACGUAUGACUGGGCGAGGUAAACAUAUUUUUCGAUAUCUCGAUCAGUUGCGAGUUUUUCCCAUUCACUGGAGCUUAGACCAAGUUAUCCUGAUUUUACACCGUAUAGAACACCAGGCGAUAAGAGAACAUGAACAAAUCAUUGGAGAACGCCAAGAGUUGUUCUCUUCCCAUGGCCCAUGGUAUUGCACUGAUCACAGUCAACGCUAUGGUGUGCAUAUUGGGAUCGUUUGGGAACUUACUCCUUUGUUUUGCCAUUGCCACUCACCCUCUCCUACGCCGAACUUCAAACUACCUUCUGUUCAGCCUAGCGAUCGCUGAUUUAUUCGUCACCUUGGUAUGCGAGCCCGUUCUUUUGGAAAUCUUCUACAAUCGAACACUUUUUCACGAAUGCAAAGCAAGCCUGGAAAGGCCGUAUCGUGAGUAUCAGUUAGAAAGAACAAGGCGAAGUCACUAGGUGAAUCGGAGCUAGUCACACCUAGCCAAAUAGCGGCAACGCAAGGGAGAAGUGGUGUUUUAAAAGUACUUGAAAUGCGGACUUGUGAUUUUGCUAACAGCUUCUUGGGCACUACCGAUUUCAGUUCCUGUUUUGAUGGUUUUCCUUCCGCCGUCCUUUCCCAAAAAGUUCAUGGCGAUGACAUCGUUUUCCUUGAGCUACUUCGUCAUCAUCUUUUCAUACUUUAUGAUCGCAGUAUUUCUGCUGAGGUACAAGAAGAAAAGACAGGACCUAAGAGCCCAUACGGUUUCCAUAAAGUUUACUUCGCGCAGAGAGGUCCGUGUUGCUUACACUUUAGCUAUUGCAACCGGAGUUUUUACAGUUUGUUGGGUUCCGGUAAAGACUAUGAGGUUUGUCAUAGGUAUGAAGCCAAACAGCCCUUUACACAUGUGGCUCCGGACCUUGGCUCUGUCAAACUCAGCUAUGAAUUUUCUGAUUUACUCUGCAAGAAUGCGCGCCUUCAAAGAGGCAUACUUAAGUAUCUUUCAAAAGAUGUGUCGCUUGUAGAAUUAAGAGUUUGUUUUGGACUUAACAUUCAUCAGUCUACUUUUAUAAGUUCGCUCGUGCUUGAUGCAUGCCUUCUUGAUUCCUGAACUGAUAUUGAUUUGCUCUGCUCGAAAGUCUUGUGAGGUGAAUUUAUUCAAUUACUGAAGAAUAAAAACUGAUAUGACUGUUUCAUUAAUAGUAAGAUUGGGCCGUGGACAUGAUCAUUGAAAAACGUGCUUGAUAUCAUUAAUGAUAUAGCCCUAAAAAAAGUAACUGUCAUUAUUAUUCACUCCAAAUAUUUGUCCUGUUCUGAUUCGCUAAAAUCCCACGCAAAAAUUAGCAUAAUCUGCUAUUGUCGACCAAAUACGAAGAAUUCUGCGAUAUGUAAAAAAUGACGACAAUCGUGAAGCUAAGUCGCAGAUUAAUGAACCGUUAACCGAGAAGACCUAAGGAGAGGUUGAGUUUUUUUAGUAGUGAGUGAAAAAAAUAGCAGAACAUUUCACGAGGAAUAAAUAGGCGAACUACAUUUCUGAAACUCAUCAAUAAUUCAUAACGUAAAUACAAAGGAACUUAAUGUUUAAUGAGUGUUUGGAAAUCAGAUGAAAAACUGCUCAUUUCUGCAUCCCUAACUUCUCCUGGUAAAAUCAUUCGUUUGAGAAGUAAUAUCAAGCAUUCGACACACUGUUUCAUCACCAGAUGAAAUACUUCGAAGUUUGUCAAAAAUACUCCGCUGCGCGUCGUAUUUUGAACUCUCUUCUCAGUGUUUCAUCUGGUGAUGAGACACUGCGUCUCAUGCUUGAUAUAUUACGAUUUUCUAAAAACAUAGCAAGAACACCAAGAAGACAACUCGACGGACGACAUCUGCUGUUUGGAGAAUAUUAAAUUUUCGGAGCUGAACGACCCAUUAUCUCCUAUUAACUUCCCGAUUAACAUGCGCUAUCGAAGACGAACUUAACAUCGAUGGAGGCAAGUAUGUUUUAGCUUGUUUUUAAACUAAGAAGAACUUUGAAUGAGUAAUAAAACAAUUAUCGAACUCGGCUUUCGUAUUAUCUGAUCAGCAAAAGUACGUCUCAUCUUUUCGUCUCAUCAAUAAUUGUUAAUUAUUUCGUAACAAAGUCAAUAGUUUCUUUGAUAAUUGUUUACAAAACCUUUUAUCAAAUUGAGACUCUUUUAGCUCUAAUUAUAAGGAAAAAAUGCUAUAAUUUUGAUGUGGCAAAAAUAGCUAAUAGUAAGCACAACAGUAAGCAAAUAACCAGUUGCUUUAAAACAAUGGUAAUAUAGCUGUUUAGGCCCCUGCACGCGCAAUCACGUCAAGUUAGGGAAAUAACUAUAAAGGGCAUUUUGUUUCUUUAAUGAACCGCGAGUAUCCUAGGCAUAGGGAAGAAAGUCUUUUCCUCCCCUCCCUCCCGCCCCCUUUUAAUUACUACCUUAUAUAUGAUAAACAAAUAUAUGUUCCUGUAUGGGGCCCUGUAUUUCGCUACUAUUCUCUAAAAUCUUGGACAAAUUAUACGGAAAGUACCAAAUCAAGGAUAAGAAAACGGUGCGUUUUGCUCGAACGCGCACAUUUUGGGAGUCCCAAGCUGGAUGACAUUUUUCUACGAAUGCGCAGCGAGCCUGCACGUUGCGUACUUCACUUUAUUCCAUCUUUUACGUACCACCUCUGUCUUGCAAAUGGUCGCAAUCAGUCUUGAUCCUUUCGUUACCGUUGUGUUUCCACUGCGACAUAUAAACUUCAUUGAGGGAUGUGCACUAAACGUAUGCUCAUAGUAUCAUGGUCUAUUCCGAUUCUUGCUCCCGCUUUGAGGUAUUUCGUUCCGCCCGCUAUUUUGCUCGGCUCAUGCAUUAAAUUUCUGAGAAGGACAACCUUUGCCUUGAGCUAUUUCUCUAUUAUUUUCUUUUCUUACUUUUUGAUCGUUACAUUUUUGCUCCUCCACAGGAAGACAAGAAAGCUGCUAGGGGCUCGAACAGUUUCUGCGAAACUGACUUCCCGAAUGGAGGUGUGUGCUGCUUACACACUGGCGGUCGGAAGGGGCGCGUUUACUGCUUACUGGAUUCCUCUGAUAAUUGCAAUGGGUUUUUUCGCUGGAAAAUAUUUUGUUAAACGGAACAUUAAUCUACUCAUGUGGCUCCGAACUCUGGCUCUGUCAAACUCAGCCAUGAACUUUCUGAUUUACUCUGCUAAAAUCCGGGAAUUCAAGGAGGCAUUCGUCAGCAUCAUACGGAAGAUGUUCCGCUUGUAGAGUACUCGACGUUUGCGAAAGCUUUGAAAAAUUUCUCGAAAGUUGAGCUCGAAAUUUCUCAUCAUCCCAUGGUAUACAUGUAGGUUGAAGGCAUAUAUGCUUAAAACUUGCGUGGCGGUGGAUGAAAAAAAAAAAUCUAACUAAAAAAGAAAUGACCGUCUUGUUAUUCUUGGCAUACUCAUAUGGGCCCCCAAAGGGAAAUUUCAUAACUACACGAAAAAUUGAACUUAAAAUCAGUAUAAAAAUAUAAUUUGUAGAUCAUGCGCGAAGCACAUAAUGAACAAAUUUAUAGAGCUUUGUAUGGAGACGCCAUGUUGGAGCUCAUCCGGAUGAGCUCCAACAUGGCGGAUGGAAACCAACAGGAACAUCUGUUACCGAGUUUUGCUACAAAAGCGUGAAUUUACUCCCAGAAGAACUCGUAAACAUUAAAGUAAUACUUUUUCUAACACUUGAACCGUUUAGACAGCAAAAUUCCUCGAAAAAAGUCACUUUUUUAACAGCUCUCUCGGCCGUCAUGUAAAUGCUGCGUCACACAAAAGCUUAGAAAUUCAAGCGUAAUCUAUUACAAAACCAAGAACUCUUUUGAAGCGAAAAUUUGUUUGAAAAUUAGUUUUCAGCUGCUCUAAUACACCAUUAAAGUAAAAUCUCAGUAGGAUCGAUAGUUUUGUAGUUUGAAUUUUAGUGACGUCAUGUGAAAACCAACAAUUCUUGCCUUUGGUGAAAUCCGCAUGAUAAGCUGGUGAGCUGCUGGGACAGAGAAUGAUUAAAACUUUCGAAUAAUGAACCUGGCCGUAGGCGUGGCCGUUUAUAAAGUAGCAGCAUAUAAUGUUGAAAACGCAGAUAUAGAUUCACAAAAAAUCACCCCAGUAAAAGAGAGGGAACACUUGCCACAGCCCGAGCGGGGAACAAGAGUCAGCCAAGCCCGAAAACAACAACAACAAAUUCUAUUUCUCCUGACUGUCGCGGAAGUUAAGCUUGUAUAGGCGCGUCCGAGACUCACAACAUUUUGGAUUUUUUUUCUACCUAAACCAGUGGUCGCCUCUAUUCUAGAAUGUGUCGUACUUGUACAAAAUGCGGAAACCAUGAAAGAGUAACAUCAGGAGCCGAAAACGCCUACCAUUCGGAGGGUCAAUAUGUAAAUAAAAUCCUUUUGUUAGGAUCUAUUUCACUCCAAAACAAAAACUACAAAGCCACGCAUGUUUCGAAAUUAACAUCAAAUUUUUAAAAAUGUUCUUUUCGUUUAAGGCUAUGUUCACACUAUGGACGGAUUCAUCUUGACGUCAUUGUUUACAUUUUUGCUCAUUAGCAUACGAGUUAACCCAUGUAGCCGUAUAUACCACUUAGUUGCAAAAAAUAAAAGAGCUGGUUAAUUCAUGCAGUUUUUGCAAGUUUUGCAAGUUCGCAAUCAGUUUGUGCAAGUUUUGCAAUCAGUAACAAAGACAAUAACAGCAAUUAAAAACUGCUAAAUUACUGGGUGGCAAAACGUUGAUGAGCUCACAUAUUCUUUGUAAAUUCGGGGGUUUUUCAAAGAGAAUUUCUCCGAAACUAUUUGGUAUAUCGGGCUUAACUUUUCAGAGAUAACUGAAAUUGUUAUGCUUUUUUAAUAUUCAGAAAUUUCAAUUUACUAGGUUCAUCAGAUAAUGAUAAGCCUAUGCUAAUGAGACAAAAAAUGUGAACAAGGAUUCGCCUAUACCGGAAAGUUCUUGCGCCACUUCUUAACUUUUGCGCAGGCACGAGAAUCAUAUCAUGUAAGGCUUCUGUUCACAUACGAGACAGGUGCCAGUUAGGUUCUGUGCUACAAAUAUGGUGUAGUGUGAACAGAUGUUCGGACCAUAGCUGAAGUGAAUAACUUUGAAACACAACUGGAACCCACUUAGAUGAAAGUAAAUAUUCGGGAGUGUCAGGAUUGCGGUUAAGGGAACCAAACCCUCUCGGCCAACCGUCCCGGCACGAUGUUGGAUGUGUACUGUGCGUGUGAACUACUUGUUUCAGUUCUGUGCCGUUGCUAUUCAUACUAUACCAGAACGCUAUCAGGUUCAGUGUGAAAAUAGCCUAAUUAUGUUCUUAUAAUUGCAAACUUGUUGCUGUGUAAAGGUGAACAUCACUUGCAGCUCAAUGUAAUGAUGUAACUCAGAUUAAAUCCAACAUGUUUCGUAUUUGCAUUACAUUUGCAAUCAAUCGCAAGUCAGUAAGCAGCUUUAAUCAAGGAAACAAUUUUUAAUCGUGUUUAACUAAACGGCUUUUAAACUUGUUUAAGCUUUGGUGUGAAACGGGCUCUAAUUACUAUUAUUAUUUAUUCAAAAUAUUUCCCCAAUUCUGAUUGGCUAAAAGCACACGCAUAAUCCACCAGAACCAGUUACUGAUGACCAAAUUUGGAAGAAUUUGGACUUUAACGAGGAAAUGACGUAAAAAAAUGUAGCGUUCUUACAGAUUAAGGCACCGUGGGAACGAGGCUGAGUUGUUUUGGCUGUGAAAGUAAAAAUGGCGGAUACUUCACUCGUUUGAAGAGUAAAAACUACAGCUGGAACUAGGCGUAAUAAUAGCAAAAAACAUAGCAAAAUCAGCAAGAAGACAACUUGCAGGGCGACAUCUGCUAUUUGGAGAAUAUUUGAGGAGCUGGACAAACCUAAACGCAAACUAUCGAGGAUAAACUUAACACCGAUGCAGGUAAGCUUGUUUUAGCUAUGUUUUUAAACUAGGAAUUAUUUUGAAUGAAUAAUAAAGCAAUUCUUGAAUUCGGCUUUCUUAUCAUAUAAGGAAUUAUGGAGAUCUCGGAGUGUGUUAUCCGCCUCUGCCGAUAACAUCCUCCUCGAUCUCCAUAAUUCUUCAUAAGAUACUCAGCCUCAUUCAUUAAAGGGGCUGUGUCACGGCAGUCCAGUUCAUUUUGUUUAAUUUUGCCAAUUAGUCGCCCUCAAUCGCUAUGGAACUUAAUUUUAGCAAAGAAAUUACAGGUAAAUGGAAAAAUCAGAGAUCCGAAACAAACAAUUAUGACUCCUGGGCAUUAUUUUUGAAGUUGCAAGCAGCAGGGAUCAACUUUGAAAAACUGUUAGGCUGAACAGUUUUCAAAAACCCUAAUUUCAAUCCGUUUCAAUCUUCAGUUUUGCCCAUCCGUGGCAUCUGUUGUUUCUGUUAUGUUAUUUUAACCUUCCUUUAUACUAUAUUCUAGAAACAUGCAUUACAGACUCGCAUUUAUCACUGAAAGAUAUACUACCAUCAGAUUCAAUAUAAGGACUUAUGGCUGUCAAUCUGACUUUAUUAUCCGAUUGUUAUCGCAGUAUACGAGUUUCAGAAUAUCUAUAUCUGGCUUCAAAGUGGCUCACGUCUGUAGACUAAAUUAGGUUCUUUUGCGUCACUGACGAUAUAAAGCUGACAACGUCUAAAAUGGGCGGACUAAACAAAUUAUUUAUUUCUUACUUCCAGCUUCAUCUAUUCAAAUGUUCUGAUGCCUUGGAGGAAAGGAGAGAUCUUAAUUCUGAUUUUACGCCGUACAGUACAUCAGUCCAGACGACAGCAUGGAGAACGCAAACAGCUGUUUUCUUCCCAUGGCUCAUGGUAUUGCGCUGAUCACAAUCAACGCUAUCGUCUGCGUUUUGGGAUCACUUGGAAACUUGCUUGUUUGUUUGGCCAUUGCUACAAAUUUUCGCCUUCGCCGAGCCUCCAACUACCUUCUCUUCAGCUUAGCGAUCGCUGAUCUAAUCGUCACUUUGAUAUGCGAGCCUCUCCUUAUGGAAGCCAUCAUCCAGAGAAUAUUCUUAUACGAUUGCACAGCAAGCUUGUGCAUGGCGUACAACUUUUUAAGCUAUCUUUCAUGUGCCACCUCAGUCUUACAUAUGGUGGCUAUCAGUCUUGAUCGAUUUGUUGCCGUUGCCUUCCCACUGAGACACAAACACUUCAUGGAGAAAUGCGGACUUAAGGUUAUGCUUAUAGUAUCCUGGUCAAUUCCCAUUUUUGAGGUGAUUCUUCUUCUCGUUUUG
This is a messenger RNA of Porites evermanni, 15227 nucleotides long. Lineage: Eukaryota; Metazoa; Cnidaria; Anthozoa; Scleractinia; Poritidae. The record is from the annotation of a GenBank genome assembly.